AUUUAGGACGUCAGGAUGCCGCCACCCGCAGCCUCUCCCUGGAGGCCGCACCACGUGAAGUGGCCCCGCCGGCCGGGCCCCUGGGGUGGGGGCCGGGAUCGGGAAGGAGGCUCAGGUCUCAUUCUGAGCAGCUCCGCAGAGCAGCACAUCGGCGGGGCCAUGGCCGGCUCUCCAGACCAGGAGGGCUUCUUCAACCUGCUGACCCACGUGCAGGGCGACCGGAUGGAGGAGCAGCGGUGCUCCCUGCAGGCAGGGCCGGGCUCGACCUCCGAGAGCCAGAGUGGCCCUGCACCCGAGAUGGACAGCCUCAUGGACAUGCUGGCCAGCACCCAGGGCCGCCGUAUGGAUGACCAGCGGGUGACAAUCAGCGCCCUGCCUGGCUUCCAGCCCAUAGGCCCCAAGGACGGAGUGCAGAAAAGAGCGGGGACGCUCAGCCCCCAGCCCCUCCUUGCCCCGCAAGAUCCGACUGCUCUUGGCUUCCGUCGGAACAGCAGCCCCCAGCCCCAGACCCAAGCCCCCUGAGGGUCUGAACCACCCUCGGCCCUGAUUGGCCCCUGAACGCAGACAAUAAAACACUUCCUCGAGAAACAA
Messenger RNA from Suricata suricatta (meerkat), 591 nucleotides. RefSeq names its product Purkinje cell protein 2 (gene PCP2). Gene Ontology annotation, molecular function: protein binding; guanyl-nucleotide exchange factor activity. Lineage: Eukaryota; Metazoa; Chordata; Mammalia; Carnivora; Herpestidae. The coding region runs from base 16 to 522 and encodes 168 amino acids. The record is from RefSeq and is a predicted model, not a curated record. The transcript is spliced from 4 exons.